AUGUACUCGGGAAUCGAGGAUUCCACUCGGAUCCACCCGGAGGAUGUUAGCGAGAACACAGUAGAGCAGUGGAUGAUGGGCAUUACUGGUAACAAGGAUAACCCCAGGGGGUCCAGGAGGGUGAUUCCAUUCGACCAUUUGCGCAACCCGGAGCAGGAUCUUGUUGAUAUGUAUUCCAUACCCAACGGAGAACAGGAACAGGAUCCCGAGGGAGAAGCGAGCGGAGGUGAGAGUGGCGAGUGGCACUCGGAUGAAGAGGAGGAUGAGAGCGACGACUCGAGUGACGAGGAGGAAGUCGACUCGCCUCCUCGCAGAGAAAGGAGGUCCAAGCACACUCACGACCCAGAAAGCGCUCCCAACCUGGUGGUCGCCCCGGCUGGGGAGUCUUCAAAGCGCCCUCGGACAUCUUCUCCAGUGCCGACUAAGAAGACACCGAAGCAGCCUAAGACCGUGCCCCCUCCAGCGCCGAAACCAUCGAAGGCCGCAUCCUCCAAACCGCCGAAGGCUUUUCCCAAAAUCAAAGUGACCGUUCCCACCAUCUCGGGUGCCGCCACCUCUGGGACUUCCUCCCGCCAAUAA
Molecule: messenger RNA, 579 nt
Organism: Triticum turgidum subsp. durum (durum wheat)
Lineage: Eukaryota; Viridiplantae; Streptophyta; Magnoliopsida; Poales; Poaceae
Source: the annotation of a GenBank genome assembly